GGCGUAGUGAGCGGGCUUUGGCGGCGUCGAUGGUCCUGGUGCUAGCGAAACAUGAACAAAAACCACCGAGUACCGAGCAGCCGUUCUCUGAGUGCCGUGGAGGUGAAAAGCAAGUUUGGCGCAGAGUUCCGUCGGUUCUCUCUGGAUCGCUCGAAGCCAGGCCGCUUUGAUGAGUUCUAUGGCCUUCUGCAGCAUGUUCAUCGCAUCCCCAACGUGGAGCUGCUGGUGGCCUACGCCGAUGUGCACGGCGACCUGCUGCCCAUCAACAAUGAUGACAAUUAUCUCAAGGCCGUCAAGAGUGCCAACCCUCUGCUGAGGCUCUUCCUGCAGAGGAAAGAGGAAGCUGAUUAUACAACAUUUGGUACAGACUCACUGACCAGGAAGAAGAAUACAGUGCUUUCUGCGGUUCUUCUGCGGCCUGACCCCAACAAGAAGAAGCCUCCAGUGAUCAUAAGCCUCCCGAAAGACUUCCGCCCUGUGUCGUCCAUCAUCGACGUGGACAUUCUCCCGGAGACGCACAGGCGUGUCCGUCUGUACAAGCAUGGUCAGGAGAAGCCCUUGGGUUUCUAUAUCCGUGACGGAUCAAGCGUGCGAGUGACUCCACAGGGCCUGGAGAAGGUCCCAGGGAUCUUCAUCUCCCGCCUGGUGCCCGGCGGCCUGGCUGAAAGCACAGGCCUGCUGGCUGUCAACGACGAAGUUCUGGAGGUGAAUGGCAUCGAGGUGGUGGGCAAGUCUCUGGACCAGGUGACGGACAUGAUGAUUGCCAACAGCCACAACCUCAUCAUCACUGUUAAGCCUGCCAAUCAGCGGAACAAUGUUGUUCGCGGCGGUGGAGGAGGAGCCGGUGCUGCUUCUGGUAGUUCGUCGGACAGUGGUGCCAGUUACCAUGGCUAUUUACCCCAUGGUGCAGCUGCCACCGCCAGGCCGACACACAUCAUCCAGAACUUCCCUGUUGGGGAGCUGGAAAGCGACGAAGAUGAUGAGGACCUGGUGAUCGAAGUGGGGGGCGAAGCAGAGACCAUUCGGCGCACUCCGUCGAACUACAGCAUGCCGUCUCUGCCUCGCUAUGAACCGCACCUCAAUCUUCGCACCACCACUGCCACCAAUUCCGGCUCUGCCUUCUCCAUAAAUGCCAACGGGAACCUGCGUGGCAGCAGCGGAUCUUUGACCAACACCAAUGCCAGUUCCACCACUCCGUCCCCCGACAGAGCAAAGGAGAGGCGGAGCCUAGAGGAGGAGGGCACAGUCAUCACGCUGUAGACUGGGUUUCAAUACACUGAUCACUGGGAGGUGCAGCAGCGUCUCAAACGCAUUCAGUGGCCUCAUCUGAGGAGCACAUUUACAAGUGUAUGUGUUGAAUGUCAAACACCACAUCGUAUGCUGCUCCCUACAUGCCAAUCAUCACGCUGGAGUGCCAUAGUGGUGAUCAGAAGGAACACAGCACCACAGCUGCUCUCCAGUUCAUCUCAAAACCAGUGCAGUUCAUAGGUUUUAGCUUUUUAACUGGUAAACUCAACAUCCUCAUUUGGUCUUCAAAUAUUUUCAGUGAACAAGUUGGCUCCAUGGCAUUACAAACACUCUUUCCGAUUUUGGUCGAUAUCAUUUUUUAGAUAAGAUUGGUGAGUAAGAUCAGUUUCUUAUGCAAGUAUCUGCUGAUUGCUGAUCUCCCAAAAUUAAGGAAAUCGGGUCGAUUUAUCAGUGCACCCCUACUCUCUCUGGUUCAGUUAUUAGUUGACAAUCGCCUUUAAUCACCUGCUUUUCACCUAUUUACAUUUACUUCAUUCAAAUGGUAAACACCACUUUCCAGGAACCAAGCAAGUCGUGGUUUUGAUGGUUUUUAACCACUGUUAUUCUUCCUUUUUGAACCUCGUAAGGGUGACUGACUGCAAAAAGAAGGUUAUCAUUAUUAUUAGAUGGCCUCAGUGAAAACAUUUUACUCUUAAACCUGCUUUAUUUUCAUUGCUAUUCAUGGAGAUUUUUUUUUCCUCAGAAGACCAAUUUUGAGUGGUGAUUAACUCCAGAAUAAGAAAUCUGUGAAUGAAUCAUACAAUCUGUCCUUCAUAUUGCACUCCUGCUUCUCAUGAUUGUUUCCUCUGCCAUUUGGUCGACUUGUAAAAUAAUGUGAAUGUGAUUUUCAUGGUUCUUUAUGGAUCAAUAUAUUUAAGAUUAUUCAGCCAUUUUCUAAAUCAUGCCAUGACUUCAUAAAGAUACACUUUUUAGCACCACUGGUGAAGAUGUUAAGUGAAACAGAUCGAAACGUAAAAGAAACCAAAAUUUAAGUCCCCGAAAAAACAAAAAUCCCUAUAAAUAAAAUUUUGAUAUGGAGUGCAUGUUAGCAUGAACUCUUCAAAGGGUAAACCACAAAAAUGUGUGUAUGAUAAUGAUUGAAAACAUGCCUAAAUGCUUCCAGAAAUGGGUUUUAGAUUAGUGUUUUUUUUUUUUUGUUUUUGUUUUUUUUUUACUAACGGGAUUUUCUCUAACUCUGCCAUUUACCAUCAUUCCCAACUAAUCCCGCAUUUCCAUUCAGUUGUAAUAUAUUGACAAGCGUGCUGACGGUCCAGAAAUAGCGUUCCUGUAACCAUGUUGUUAAAUGUUACCUCUGAGGUGAGUUAGAUAACGUGUCCAUGUCCCUGCUGAGGUUGAGUCACCGCUGAACACACAGCUAGGUACAGCUGACACAAACUCUCUCUCUUUGUUAAAGGUGAGGCCCUGCCGUCAUAUGAACCACAUGAUAAUUAUCCAAGAACCGCCAAAGGAGCCAUUUUUGCCCUGUCUUUGUGUUCUCCAUUUUCUUUAAUUCUCUUGAAUUUAACCUCCAGUGUCUUGUAUUUUUUUAUUUUAAAAAGUCUAUAUCAUCUCAAAAGUAAAUGACUAAAAUGAAAGUGUUAUGGUGAUGUAAAAGUAGAUCCACAGAGGAAGUACUGUGGAUUUAUGCCUCACUGAAACUGAAAUGACGCAUACUCAGCAAAUCAAAGUGAAAUAUCUGCUCAUUAUGUGGAAUAAUUAUGAUAAACAUAUUGAUUUUUGAAGGGUGCACACAUUGUAAUCAUGUCCUUAAACAAUCUGAUAACAUACAGUAAUAUUUUUCCAGUUCAUAUACUUCACACCUCAGUUUGACUCAUAAACUUCAGUAAAAACACAAGUAAGCACAAAAUAAUGAAUGAAAGAUAAAGACUAAAGACUUUAAAAUGUCAUCUGGGAAAAAAAUGACCCCCUCUGGUGGUUCCAGGUGGUACUGAAAUGUUGGUGGUUUUUAUUGUUUUCACAAAAUCUUCAAAAUUGUCCUCCUUUGAUCUAACAUUUCAAAUGCUUUUACAACAAUAUCUUAAAAUAAUUGAAUCGAAAGCCUUUCAAUUCCAGACGGAACCAUAAACAGCAGGUCCAUUUCUGUUGCAAACUCCCUCUGUGAAGUGAGAGCACAUGGUCUGGAUUUUUAAGCAUCUGUUCUCCUUAUUGAAGUGCUAAGCCUUACUUUAGCAUUUAUUUUACUGUUGCACAUAAAACCAUGGUCCACGCUGUCACUUUUAGCAAAUUAUGCAAGUGAAAGUAGAUUCAUUUAAAUUGACGCUACGCUUAUGUCCAUAAUUUGUAGCUGUGUUUACAAUCUGAGACUUUUAGAUUGUGAAAUUCCAUGACUGAUUAAAAGAUGUUUUUAUAACGGCACAGGGUACUUACUAUGUUUGAUGUUUUGGCCUUGUGUCUGGUCCACAAAAUGCAGCAUUCCCAGCACUAAACAUAGCAAAGAACCAUACUCUAAAUGGAAUUCUAUAAUUAUUACUUUAUUAGCUUUAUUUGUGAACUACAGCACAGGACACUGGAAUUGUAACUACAUCAACAUAUUUUUUAUUUAUUCUGUAAUCUUCAUAUUUUCUUUCUUUGUACACAUUUUAUGCUAUUAUAUUUUUUAUAACAGAUAUGUUUGUUGUGUAUUCAUGAUCAUUUCUUUUUUGUUUUUGGUCGUAAAUCUCAAGGUACAGUAGAGAUUUCUUUAGAAUUAAUUUCUAUUGAUUUUACCGCUCUGUUUAAAGCUUCAGGAGAAUCUCUGCUAAAAAAAAAAUUCAACACUAUUUCUAUUUUCUUUUCUCAUACUGUGAAUUAUUAUUUUUGGUGACAGCGACACAGUCAUAUUAACAACCACAUAGGCAGAUGUUUGGUGUCGACUUUUUUUAAGUGAUCAGGUAAUAACUUUCUUUUUCUAGCCAGAUAAAUCCUGUGAUGUAGAUUUGUAAUGAAGAAUGUCAGUAUUUUCAUAUCAAUGCUAUAUGUACGAUGGACAAUUUUAUCAUCUGAAGGAUAUUGUUAUAAGAUUGAACUGGAAAUAUAAGAAAAAGUAGAUGCACACUUGUAACUGCUGACUGGCGGAGCUGGAUACAAUAAACUAAUGUAGCAAUA
Molecule: messenger RNA, 4392 nt
Organism: Poeciliopsis prolifica (blackstripe livebearer)
Lineage: Eukaryota; Metazoa; Chordata; Actinopteri; Cyprinodontiformes; Poeciliidae
Gene: pard6b
Product: par-6 partitioning defective 6 homolog beta (C. elegans)
Exons: 3
Coding region: 52-1260 (402 amino acids)
Biological process (GO): establishment or maintenance of cell polarity; centrosome cycle; regulation of cellular localization
Cellular component (GO): apical plasma membrane; cell cortex; nucleus
Molecular function (GO): protein kinase C binding
Source: RefSeq, a predicted model, not a curated record